Molecule: messenger RNA, 618 nt
Organism: Caenorhabditis remanei
Lineage: Eukaryota; Metazoa; Nematoda; Chromadorea; Rhabditida; Rhabditidae
Exons: 2
Coding region: 1-618 (205 amino acids)
Source: RefSeq, a predicted model, not a curated record
AUGAAGUCAGCAUUGUUCCUCUGUCUAUUUUUUGCAGCUCACUCUCAUGCAGAGACCAUACCAUUCACUUCACUUCUAAACAUUGAGGAAGAGCUUGCCAACAUCUCCACUACCUGCUUAUCCCAUCGAGAUCACGAGGAAAUAACUGGCAACACACUUCGCUAUUAUUUUGCAGAGAUUUUCAACUCAAUCUUGAUAAAUAAUGCACAAUUGCUUAUUGGUAUGAUAGAAAUGCGUGCGGCGCUGGGAAUGCCACCACGUGGACCAUGGAAACGGAAGAGGAUUCUGAGUGAAGAAGAUAUUCUGGCGGCGCCGACGAUCGAAGAAUACUAUGAGAGACGGGAGGAGAGUAUGAAUUCUCUGAAUCUCGAUAGCCGGUUCUUCUUGGAGAAAAACUUCCCACCGGUUAUCGCGUUUUUGGAUAAAAGAUUCCCUACGAUUCGAGGAAUCUAUCGACAGGAAUUCCGGAAUGCAAAGAAGGUAGUGGAUAGAGAAGAGGUGGAUUCAAUGGUUCACAAGUUUCGCCAGAUGGCAAGUCGUAUGGAUGAGGCAGUAGACAAUAUGAGAAGAGAAUCUUUGAUUUGCUAUCUUGCAAAUAAGGAUAAGCUAGAGAAUUAG